GAGAUAGAAGUUCCACAACCAAAAUGAAUAAAAAUGGCCAAAUUGGGCAUCCCUGUCGUACACUUCUGUUGAUACUGAAUCUUUUGAAAGUAUUAGGGUUUAGUAGCACAGAACUAUUUAUAUCUUUGUAAAACAUGCGAAUUACUUUAAUAACAUUUUCACCAAAUCCCAAAAGUUUUAGAGACCUAGAGAAAUUCAUGUUCAAUUGUGUCAAAGGCUUAACAGAAGUAAAAAAAUAGGACAACCGCAUCUGAGUCAAUUGCAUCUGAAUAAUCUAUAAGGUCCAAGACUAAACGAAUGUUAGAGUUUAUGUGACGGUCCUUCAAAAAUCCUGUUUGAGUCUCAUUUAUAAUGGUAUCUAUUCCUUUUCCGACUGGGAAAAAUCGAUUUGAACGGUCAUCCAACUCGGAAUUCCAACUCGGGGCUCUUUCUAGAGCUCUGACUUUCCGAGCUGAAGAUCACCGACGUCAUGAUGUAACCUCGUAAUUUCAGAGUUCCCAGUUGCCUUGAACGCGGCAAUAGACAUGCGUUAUUGUGCAUUUCUCCGCGUGCAUCUGAGGUAAAGUAAUGACUGGCUACAACUGGAACGAGGCGCGAUAGUAAACCAGUUCCUCUGGACAGUCCUGAACUUGACUCCCAUUCCUGCCAGAAUCCCGUGGGACCCCUGUUUCCGUGUCAAACUCUAGUACACACGCCUCACUUCGAUUGUAUCCAAAUAAGGAUAGAUUUCUGGUCCAUCGGUCAAAUGUACCCUCUAACUUGAAGAUGUCACGUGAACUCAUUGCUCUUCCUCGCGCAUGCAGCUACACGGAGGCACCCCGCUAAAUUGAGGCGCCAAUUACCACAAGUGUUUUUGGCUGUGCAUUGGCUGAUUUGACAACAAUACAAGUGGAAACAUUCUAGAAGAGUUCCUGAUCCUGGUAUCUGUUUAGCCCCAGCUGGUUAACCACUGUAUCGGGGGCAAUGGAGAGGCCUAUCCAGCCUCUGAAGACAAUAUUUCAUAGGCUAAGUAGUGCAAAACCAAGAGGAGAUGAUAAGAGUUUUGGGCACUUGAGACCGCUCUCUGUUUAUUCUAGAAUGAUAACUUGUGAAAACGGUAGGGUUAGUCCUAGCGGCACUAACCAGUCAUGGAAUUCAUCCAAUCCAUUCUGCAACUUGAAAAUAGAGAUUGUGAACAACAAUGCCCCUACAACACACAAGAGGCGAUUGGAUGACUCCUGCCUUGAUGACACGUACGAGACUACAUACAAAAAGCCCUGCAGUCCUAAGGCCAUCUCCCCAGACCUGGCUUGUGUUGUAGUUUCAUGCAGCAUCCUUCCAGAUGUAGCCACUGUCUCCCCUACCACUGACCUCCAGAAAGUGCCAUCUAGUGUUGAAAAUGCAGUCAAAGAUAAUGGUACACCAGAAGCUGUGAUAUGUGUGCCAAACUCUGAUCAUAUCCAGUGUGGCCAAGCAGGAGAGGCUGGAAGUAGACCGGGUGGUGCUGCAGCUCCAGGCGGCCCCGUAUCAAAUGAGUCUGAGACCCUGAGCCAUGAGCCUGAGAAAGUCUCGAUGGACCUUGGUCCUGUUUUUGACUUUGACGUUGACGACAUCAUGUGCCUGAGCCCCAUUGACAGCGACAGGGGGAGCGAUGAGGGCAUUGAAGCCUUUGUCGAUAGCUGUAACAGUUUUUACGACGACGGCACCCGUAACCCCAGUGACGGCGACACCCAGCAAACUAAGCCUUUCUUAGCUCAUAGUCCAACACAGGACCAGGUUUCAAGGGAGGGAUAUGACGUAGGAGAGAGGGAGGAGGGGAAAGGAGAGAAGAUGGUGGGAGAAGGAGAAAGGGGAAAAGAGGGCAAUGAGGAGAUAAACCAUCAGGAGGAAGAGGAGGUUGUGAGCAUUGAGGGUUUUUUUUCCAGGUCCUACCUUGAGGCACUUAAAGCAGGAAAGGAUGUGUCUCAGGCUGUGCCACCCCUGCAGCCCCGCAUCUCGUCCAGCCCUUUGUUUAUGGGGAGGGAGGUGAUGCAGAGGCUGCAGGUGGCUGUGUCAGAUGAUGGGGAGCCUCCAUGUCCUCCAGGGUUCCCUGAUCCCAAUGGGGGCCAGGCUAUGGUUUGCCAGCCACACUACUCUUUCACUUCGGAGGAUGUAGCUUAUGGGUUAUAUGGGGCACCUCUGGUCCCAGUGGAGGGUGCAGAUGAGGGCUUGGAGGGUACGGCAGGGGACGAUUGGAGUAUCGGUGCCCCGAUACUGGAGUCCUCAUUGUGUCACAUUGCCCCAGUGGAGUUCAAUGCGGGUUGUGAGGGAAAUGUGGUGGAGGGGGGAGGAGGUGUGCUUGAUUCAGUUCAUGAGUGCCAGGUCACACUCCUGGCUGAAGAGGUAACCGUGGAGCCCAGCUACGAGAAAGCCUUUCCUCUCCAAGUCCAGGUGAGGUCAGUAUUGGUGGUUCCCAGCGUGCAACAGAGCAGCAGCAGCCAACUCUCAACGCCGCCUGAGCAGAAAGUGUCUGAGACCAGGUCUGCGCAGAAACCUUCUCUGGAGAAGAAUGUUGUCAAUAUGACAACAAGACCUGUCCAGAAACCUUCACCUGGACAGAACAUUAUCAAGAACACAAUUGUCCAUAAACCUUCGCUUGGGCAGAAAGUGACAAAGAUAAAACCUGUCCAGGCAGCUUCAACUUCGUCUGACCAGAAAGUGGUCAAUACAAGACCUGUCCAGAAAACUGCACCAAGGCCAGUGGUCUAUGACAGGGAGGAGGACUGGCAGCGUGAGAAGUGGCUCUAUGUGGACUCAGUCACCAGACACAUAAGGGAGAACAUUGGUGCAGGAGAAGGGGUAAUGACUGAGCUGCUGAACCUGAUGAACCAUGUUGCCGAUCAGAGACCAGGCACCAACGGCAGGCAGUGGCAGCACCCCUCGGAUCUCACCCGCAGAAAUUACCAAAGACGAUUUGGAAAUGACAGAACAAAUUACACUCUGGACGAAUGGCAGAACCAGAACUACAGGAACCACCAGCGCUUUGCCAAUCUCCCACAGAUCUUUGAGAGAAGUCCAGUUCUGUAAAUCCAAGCAACAAAGCAUUUUACCAGAGGAAUGUAUUGGGCAGUACACUUUUAAAUUUGGCAAAUGACAUCACUCAGGUCAUUAGGUGUCUAAGAUUUGAGCUCUUAUAUUGUAAGCCUAGAACCACGGUUAAAACUUGAAUGAAUCCUUUACUUCUGCUCAGCUUUUAACAAUGUCUUUCACUUAUUGUUUUUUGUUUGAAAUUAAUUAAUUUAUCCUCGCUCAAGAUUUGUAUGUUUAUUGUUAGUGUCUUGAAGCCCAGAGAUUAUAAUUUUUUUCAAUUUGUUCGAUCUGAGACAGUAAUAUUGUGGAUUUUAGUGUGAUUAAUCUAUUUUCUUGUUGUACUUGAAUUUAAAUUAUGUUCCUUUCAGCUUACCAACUAGUAUAACAUUGAUGACAGAAAAGGAACAAAAAUAACGUAAUAGCCAAUCGUUGUGCGUGCUUGUCUCCUGUCUGCACUUAUUUCCUUUUUGUACUGUACUCCUAGUUUGUGCUAGGCACCUUGUUUGCACAGGUUUUUUUUUAAUGUUUUAAAGAACUCCUUUUUGAAUAUUGUGCACAUUUCCAUGGCUAAACUUUUAUUUGUGCAGUUGAAUUUCUUUCCCCAUACAUGUUGCAUUCUUGCUGUUGAAGUACAAACAAAUCAUCCAACACUUUGUUAGUACUUGGUUCUGAUUAGCCCCUUGGUUCAGUUGGAACACUUUGAAGGGACAAUCAAAUCAUAACUGAUCUACACCAUUUCCAAGGUGUGGUGCCAUAUGUAUUGUUCCAGAUGCUGUUCACUUACUGCCUCUGGCCUGUCAUUUGUUUAUUAGCAUAUGCCUGAGUAUUUGAGGCCAUGUUAUGGUUGCUUGAAGUUUUUGUUCCAUCUUAGAUUUCUUGUCUAACAAAAUUAAGGGAGUUAUUAGUUUGUCACAUGGAUUAGGUCAACUCUUAAAAUUCUCUACUUUAUCUAUAUUCUGUGCAGCGAAGCGAUAUGGAUUGGCCUUGUAUUGAUGCUUGUGUUGGAGAGACAUCUGUAAACAUAAUCUAGUGUGGGAAUUUGGUGAGAAACCUGAUUUGUAGGGAUCUGUUAUGUGUGGCCUAUUUUCUUUGACAUUGUGAAUCUCGGCACAUUUCUCGCACAGGUUUCUGAUUUCACAUUAAAAGCAGUUGCCUGAAACCCUGAGUGAACUUUUACAAGGAUGAAUGUCUAGCCCAGUCAGAAUACCAUAUGAGUGCACUCGAUGACUGAGGAGAUAUUGCAUGUGGCUCACUGAUGCUAAUAGAAUAGAGGUUUCAUUUAUAAGAAAAAAUAAAUGGAGCACUUUGGCAGUUUACAAUAAAGAUGAUGGAAUUGCAGUGCAGCCUACCUAUGACCAUCUAAGCUUGCUUACUAAUUUACUUUAUCUUUUAGGUUCUCAUAAUCAUAUAAUAUGCUAUUCAACCUCUGAUUUAAGCUUAUUGCUAACAGCUUUAAAUAGCAUAUGAUUUAAUUACCUACAUGUGGAUAUGGUAGGCCAUCAUUGUAAAUAAGAAUUUGUUCUGAACUGACUUGCCUAGUUAAAUAAAUAAAAAAUGUGGAUAUGAACACUAA
This is a messenger RNA of Oncorhynchus mykiss (rainbow trout), 4621 nucleotides long. RefSeq lists its product as uncharacterized. The record is from RefSeq and is a predicted model, not a curated record. Gene Ontology annotation, molecular function: calcium-dependent protein binding. Lineage: Eukaryota; Metazoa; Chordata; Actinopteri; Salmoniformes; Salmonidae.